GGCUGGAGCAGAGUUUGGCAGGAUGGGGAGGGUGUGGACAGACAGAUUAGAACAGAUUCUACCUGGAAGGAAGCAGUGGAGCUGGUUGCUGACGCAGUGAGUUGCAGUUGUUGAUAAGGGGAGCCAUUUGGAAGAAGACCUCAAGUUGGAAAAGGUGAAACGUUGCAGCAGACGGAGACCAGACUCCUGCUCUUCGAAGGGGGAACUGACCAGGGCUGUCAGAUUCAGCUCCACCGCCCGGACACCUUGCGGCAGUGUGGCUUCAACUCCUCCCUGCCGCUGGUGAUGAUAAUUCACGGCUGGUCGGUGGACGGCGUGCUGGAGAGCUGGAUCUGGCAGAUGGUGUCCGCGCUGAAGUCUCAGCUGGCCCAGCCAGUGAACGUGGCGCUGGCGGACUGGAUCACCCUGGCCCGGAACCACUACGCCAUUGCCGUCCGCAACACCCGCCUCGUGGGCCAGGAGGUGGCAGCGAUUCUCCGGUGGCUGGAGGAGGCCGCUCAGCUCUCUCCAAGCAAAGUUCAUCUAAUCGGGUACAGCCUGGGUGCGCACGUGUCGGGGUUCGCUGGCAGUCACAUCGGAAAGCACAAGAUUGGGAGGAUCACAGGGUUGGAUGCCGCAGGCCCUCUGUUUGAAGGAGCUGGCCCCAAUGACCGUCUUUCACCAGAUGAUGCCAAAUUUGUGGACUCCAUUCACACCUUUACCCGGGAGCACAUGGGCCUGAGUGUGGGCAUCAAAGAGCCCAUAGCACACUAUGACUUCUACCCCAACGGGGGCUCCUUCCAGCCCGGCUGCUACUUCCUCGAGCUCUACAAACAUAUUGCCAAGUAUGGCCUGAAUGCCUUCACCCAGACCAUAAAAUGCGCCCACGAGCGGUCGGUGCACCUCUUUAUCGACUCCUUGCAGCACCCUGACAUGCAGAGCACAGCCUACCUGUGCAACAACAUGGACACCUUCAGCCAGGGCCUGUGCCUGAGCUGCAAGAAGGGCCGCUGCAACAGGCUGGGCUACUACAUCCGCCAGGGGCAGCAGAGCAAGAAGAGCAAGAAGCUCUUCCUGGUGACACGAGCCCAGUCCCCGUUCAAAGUGUAUCAUUAUCAGUUCAAGAUCCAGUUCCUCAACCAAAUUGAGAAGCCGGUGGAGCCCACGUUUACCAUGUCGCUCCUGGGAACGGAAGAGGAGAUGCAGAAGAUCCCCGUCACCCUGGGCGAAGGAAUUACCAAUAAUAAAACCUAUUCCUUUCUUAUCACAUUGGAUUCGGAUAUUGGCGAGCUGGUCUCAAUCAAAUUCAAGUGGGAAAACAGCGCAGUAUGGGCCAAUGUCUGGAACACGGUCCAGACCAUCAUUCCAUGGGGCAGCGGGCCCCUCUACUCGGGCCUUGUUCUAAAGAGCAUCAAAGUCAAAGCAGGAGAAACCCAGCAAAGAAUGACAUUUUGCUCAGAAAACUUGGAUGACCUACAACUUCACCCAACCCAGGAGAAAAACUUUGUGAGAUGUGAUAUAAACGCUAAAAAAAUGAAGCAAAAGAACAGAUGAGUUUUCAUGAAGACCCAGUGUAAAGAAUAAAUGAUCUCAUUCCUUAUCUGCAAUUCCUUUCCUUAUUUGGAAACCAGUUAUAUAAAGGAACCUUGCAUAAAGUUUAGACAUGGGGGGGGGGGUACAUUUCACUAUUAUAAACUAAGCUUUCAAUAACUAUAUUAUGUAACUCUAUUCAAAUAUUAGUGUAACCAAAUAUUUCCCAAUUUCAUCUUAAAUGGUAAUAUAUGCAAAUAAGCACAAAUAUAAGUGCCAUUUUAGAUCUGUUGUUCUAAUUUAAAAUGUAUUUUCCAAUGAAGGCAAAUUUCCCAAAAUUCUUUGCUAGUUUAUUCGGAUCGGUUUGUGAGCCACGCUGGAAGGGCACCUCUUUAUUACAUAACUGGUGCUUCAAUAAAGUGAAAUUAAUCACUAGCCCUGAUUUUUCUCUUUUACCACU
Molecule: messenger RNA, 1969 nt
Organism: Molossus molossus (Pallas's mastiff bat)
Lineage: Eukaryota; Metazoa; Chordata; Mammalia; Chiroptera; Molossidae
Gene: LIPC
Product: lipase C, hepatic type
Exons: 9
Coding region: 286-1533 (415 amino acids)
Biological process (GO): lipid metabolic process
Molecular function (GO): apolipoprotein binding; triacylglycerol lipase activity
Source: RefSeq, a predicted model, not a curated record